CUCGUUAGCUUUCUGAUACCCACCACCAACCCCACAACCCUUGCGGGAAAAAAAACUGAUCAAAAUCAUAAACACCCAAAAAAAUCAUACCCUCACCAUCCAGAUAAUUAAAAAAAAGCUAGAUAGAGAAAUUAGGAGAGAGAAAUUUAUUAAAAAGUGAAUUUUAUUCCUUAUCCCUCUUUCCCAAAAAAAAAGCAAAAAAAAAUGGACAGGGUCUUCUCAGUAGGAGACAUUUCUGACCAAUUCUGGUCUCCGCCGCCACCUCCACCGCCGCCACCCGCCGGAGAUCCACAUAUGAACAGAAGCGCCUCCGAGUGGGCUUUUGAGAGGUUCUUACAGGAAGCUUCUCCUCUUUCUGAUUCUUCUUCUUCUAAAUCUCUUGUUGAAAACGACGUCGUUGAGAUCAAGGAUUCUCCUCUCACCUCCGCCGCCGUUGCAACCACCGAUGUCACCAGUAAAUAUAAUAAUAACGAUUUUAGCUCUCAAUCUCCGGUUGCUGUUAGUAGUGACGGUCAAUCGUUGGGGAAUUCGACGGCGCCGUUGAUUUCUCAAGGAUCGAGUGUUCCCGUUGAUUCUGAAGAUUAUCAUGCAAUUCUUAAAAGCAAGCUUAAUUUGGCUUGUGCUGCUGUCGCAUUGACUAGGGCACCCUUUGUUAUAAAUCAAAAUGCAGCUGGUGCAGCAGAAAGUGUAACACAGGGUUCAGCUGAUUCACGACCAGCUUCCAUUCCUCCAUGUAAAGGGUCGCAAGAUAAGGAUGCAAAGCCUAUUGGAAUUCCUUCCCUUCCCUCCAUGCCGAAGAAACCUGUUACUCAAGCUAAGCAAACCACAAGUUAUGAUUCUGAUCAGUCAGAUGAUGAUGAUUUAGAAGGCGAAACUGACAAUAUGGAUCCUGCUGAUGUAAAGCGUGUGAGGAGAAUGCUUUCAAAUAGAGAGUCAGCUAGACGCUCAAGGAGGAGAAAGCAGGCACAUCUGACUGAACUUGAGACACAGGUUUCGCAGCUAAGAGGUGAGAAUUCUACAUUAUUGAAGCGUCUUACUGACAUAAGUCAAAAAUUCAAUGAUGCUGCUGUGGACAAUAGGGUUUUAAAGGCUGAUGUGGAAACUUUAAGGGCAAAGGUAAAAAUGGCAGAGGAGACAGUGAAAAGAGUUACAGGGAUGAACCCCUUGCUGCAGGCUAUGUCUGAAAUUUCAGCUAUGGGAAUGGCACCUUUUGGUGGGAGCCCUUGUCCUUCUGACUCAGCUGAUGCUGCUGUACCGGUGCAAGAUGACCCCAAACAACCUCAUUAUUAUCAACCUGUUGAUAAUCCUCUUCCCGCUUCCCAUCCAAGAGUUGACAAUGGUGUCGCUGACAUUUCUUCUAUUGAUGAUGUGCUGCAAAAUGUUGCUACACAUGUAUUGGGUGGCAGCAAAAUUGGAAGAACUGCGUCGAUGCAAAGAGUUGCUAGCUUAGAGCACCUCCAGAAACGGAUUCGUGGGGGGAUGGAUCAAGGUAAACCACACGGUGGUGGUGGUGGUGGUGGUGCUGAGCAGUAGUCAUGCAACCAAUAGCCAUUGUCCUAUGUAUUUCUUCAGAUCCAUUACUGGAUCUGCCAUUGUCGUGUAAAAGUAAUGUUGUUAUUUCCUGUCAUUGCAUAUUGGACCGCAAGUUCUGUAUUGGUCUUGAUUUGCCAAAUAGCAUGAGCUACGGCAUUGUCUUGCCGUCUAAUCUAUUUUAUUUAUGUAUUAGCAUUA
Messenger RNA from Spinacia oleracea (spinach), 1731 nucleotides. RefSeq names its product light-inducible protein CPRF2. The record is from RefSeq and is a predicted model, not a curated record. The transcript has 6 exons. Lineage: Eukaryota; Viridiplantae; Streptophyta; Magnoliopsida; Caryophyllales; Amaranthaceae. Gene Ontology annotation, molecular function: DNA-binding transcription factor activity. Gene Ontology annotation, biological process: regulation of DNA-templated transcription. Bases 205 to 1533 code for a protein of 442 amino acids.